UCGUCAAGUGUUGUAUAUGAGACUAUACCCCGUAACCGUAAAGCGAAAGUGACCAGUUUAGCUUAAAGUUAAAGUUAAAAAUAUUAAUUGUUUACGACCGAUCGCGCGAUCGCCGCAGUGCAUGUGCACCGGAGCGAUACCUCGCCGGACUAGCCCCGCCUACGCGCAGGAGCAGGACAUUCACCAUAAUUGCUCUCCCGCUUGCGCGCGCGCCUAAGUGCUUCUUUACGCGCUAAGCUUACGCACCAAUUAUCCGCUGGCCCAGUGCUUAUCGACGUGUGUGCAACCGAUCUUUGGGCUGCGUACAAUGCCGCGCGUUCAACGCUCGCCUACGGCUUCGUCUUCAGUGAACACCAGUGUACUGCAAGCCAAAUCAGACUCAGAUAUACCUGCAGCGGUUUCGAAUAGCCCGGUCAGUAAUAUCAACACUGCGUCGCGUCAGGGCAAACGCCCUUGCCCUGAAUUCUCGCCUGCUAAUGAACUUCAAGACAUAAAACACGAAAUAAUACAAAUGCUAUCCUCGUGGAAGAGAGAACAAGAGGAGCGGCUUACAAACUUUAUCAGCCAGCAAAAUACCUCCCUUUCUAAGUUGGUUUCCGAUAUAGCAGAUCUAAAACAACAGAAUCUUGAGAUCCAAAAAUCAAAUGGUGAAAUAGAGAAAGCUAUAACAUUUAUCACGGAGCAGUACGAUGACAUGAUGAAGAAAAUUGAUAGUUUACAAAAAGAAAACCAACUUCAUAAAGACCGUAUUAUACAUUUGGAAUAUAAGAUUCAGGACAUCCAACAGCUUUCCCGUUCAUCAUGCGUCGAGAUACGUAACGUGCCUGCCGUGGUGAAUGAGUCAGUGUAUGACCUAGCCACGAUUAUCAGCAAAGUUGGUGCAGCAGUCGAUAUGACUCUCAAUCAUACCGAGCUACGAGAUGCGUACCGCUUACCCGGAAAACCAGGAACCAUCAGACCUAUUGUUGCAGAGUUUGUAAAUGUUCAGGUCAAAAACAAGCUGAUCACGAGUGUACGUGACUUUAAUAAAACCCAUCCGAACGAUGAUCGCCUUAAUACUAAAUGCAUUGGCUUACCUGGAGAUCGACGCCCAGUAUAUGUUGCCGAAUAUCUUCCUGCUACUUCCAGAAAACUGUUCUACGAGGCAAGAGAAUUUGCGAAACAAAAAUUGUACAAGUUUUGCUGGACGGCGAAUGGCAACAUUUUCUUACGGAAAUCUGAAGGAUCCAAACAAAUACUUGUCAGAUCUACGGAAACUCUGCGGAAUCUACAAUUAGAUAUAAAGCAGUGACUAAUUUAUAGCUUAAUUCUGUUAUCCACGAACCAUUACUAUAUUUGUCUAAAAGUUACUCAUAUUCAUCUAUCAAAACGUAAGUGCUUAUUUCAUUAUAAAAUCCAUAUAAACUGUAUUAAUAAUCAUUACCUGUUGCUCACAUCUCUUGUAUUAUCAUGUAUAACAAUAAUAUCAAUGAACCAAACAACUUUCCAACAUAAUUUACACUCGCAUCUUUUUACACUAAUUGAACCUCAGACCCCAGUACGAGUACAUACUGUUACUGCAACUUUUGCAGAAACAAUUUGCUAUACUUAUAUUUCAAUUAAAACUACAUAUCCGUAUCGAUUUUGCCAAGUUUAUUGUGUAGAUUAUGUGAAUAGCCUGUGGCACUACUCAUUGCGUCAUAUGUAUACUAAUACACCACACAAAGUCUUCUGAUGGCUAAUGUUACACAAGUUAUUGAUGACAUUGAUCGCACCGCCUUUACAAUGAGUCUAAAACUUUCUUCUGUUGAUGACUGUAAUAUGCACUUGGGGGGUGACGUGGGAGGUCAAUACUCGGUUGUGGUCCAAAAUAUACGAAGCAUCAAUAAGAAUUUUGACAAUUUUUCUGUUCUUUUGAGUCGGCUGAAUUUUUCGCCAGACAUAAUUGUUUUGACCGAAUGUUGGCUUGAUGACACAUGCACCUGUUUUGAAAUUAAUAACUAUGAUUAUCACUGUUCCAAAAACUAUCUAAACCAAAAUGAUGGAAUAGUCGUAUAUACCAAAACAACUCUGCAAGCCUCUGUGGUGGAACCAUCCUUUAAAGACUCGAACUGUUUGAUUGUCAAUAUCAGAGAUGAACUAUCGCUCAUUGCUAUAUACAGGUCUCCAUCUUUCUAUAACAUAAAUAACUUUUGCGAAUCAUUAACAAAGCUCAUGGAGACUUCUAAGGCUACGACAUGUGCGAUUGUAGGGGAUCUGAACAUUGACAUUAAACCAGAUUGUACUGACUGUCGCGCCACCGAGUACCUGGACUUAACCGGCCACUAUGGGUAUUUUCCAGGACACACUUUGCCUACGAGAGGUGAUAACUGCCUAGAUCAUGUUAUGCUAAAAACGCAAAAGUCAGCUACCGUUAUAGUAUGUGACACGGGCAUAACAGAUCACGAGACAGUUAUCCUAGGCAUUCAAAAUAAAUCGGCUAGGACCAGAGUAGAAAAACGACACAUGCGCAUUGACUACAUAAAAUUAAAAACCGAUAUUGAAAACUUGCCUUGGGAAUGGCUUAGUGAGCAGAAAGAUGUCACAACGGCAUUCCAAAUGUUUGUCGAAAUCCUCUCAGCCAAAAUUAAACAACAUACCACUAACCGCGUUUGCCAUAGCUCAGAGGCUAUUAUCAAGCCAUGGAUUACUAAAAGCCUUUUAAAGUGUAUAAGACGACGAGACUUAAUGCACAUUAAUGCAAAGAAAAAAGAAAAUCGUGAUAAUCUAGUCAUUCAACAUGAAUAUAAGAAGUAUCGAAAUCACUGUAACAAUUUAUUAAAAAAUCUAAAACAAGAACAUGACCGUAAACUGCUUAUGGAAACUAAAGGAGACUGUAAAAAGCUAUGGCACGAAGUUAAAAAGAUAUGUAAUAUUAAAAAUAAAAAAUCUGAAAAGUCUGAGCUUUUGACAUGUAGUGAAAACCCUGUGACCACUUUAAA
Molecule: messenger RNA, 2960 nt
Organism: Helicoverpa zea (corn earworm)
Lineage: Eukaryota; Metazoa; Arthropoda; Insecta; Lepidoptera; Noctuidae
Exons: 1
Coding region: 308-1291 (327 amino acids)
Source: RefSeq, a predicted model, not a curated record